GGUUUCUUCAUCCUGCUCAUUGAUUCACUUUGCACCUCUUUUUUGUGCACACAGGUUGGACAUCUGCCUUCACAAUGACGAUACAGUGGGUCGCAAAGGUUUUGAUGCUUACUCUGGUGUUUUCAAGUCCAGCUCAAUCCCAAAACAGAAGGAAAAAAGGACAGAAAUAUGAUAACCAAAUCUUCACAAAUAAGACCAAAUCCCUGAUCUGUCCUCUGGAGAUCAUGUUCGUUGUUGACAGUUCAGAAGAAUCCUAUCUGCUGUACGAUGAACAGAAAGAGUUCAUCCAGCGCUUCAGCAGCAGGCUCAUGAAGCUGUCCGCUCCCGGCUGGCGUGUCCGCCUGCGCCUGGCCGCUCUGCAGUACAGCACCUCCGUUUUAGUGGAACACAACUUCCGAGACUGGCAAGACUUGGAUGUCUUCCAGAGUCGCGUGGCCUCCAUGACUUAUAUCGGCCAUGGUACCUUCCUCGCCUACGCCAUCUCCAACGCCACCAGGGUGUUCAGAGAACAGACGUCCUCCAGCAGCUUGAGGGUGGUACUGCUGAUGACGGAUGGAACUGAUCACCCACGGAGCCCCAGUGCUGUGUCCGCUGCUGCAGAGGCCAAGCAGCACAACAUCAGGGUGUUCACUAUCAAGCUGUCCAAACUGCCCAACCCGGGUAACGUGGGAAUAAAGCUGCGGUCCAUUGCCACUGCGCCUCCACAGCAGCAUGUUCUCAGCCUCAAUGACAGCCAGCUGGAUGACAGACUCUUCAGUGAACUGGUAACUGUUCUUGGUUGCCCCCAGCCAAAGACUUGUAUGUGUGAGAGUGGGGAAAGAGGCCGUCCUGGAAGCCCAGGGAAACCAGGCACACCAGGAGUGGAUGGAGCUUCAGGUCUAAAGGGAACUCGUGGGGAACGUGGCACUCAUGGGCGACCAGGAAUGGAGGGCCUUCAGGGACAACCUGGGAACAAUGGGAAAAAGGGUGAAAAGGGAGAAUGUGGCGUUGCUGGUAUAAAAGGGGAACAAGGUGCAGAUGGACUUCCUGGUCCUAAUGGCUUAAAAGGAGAGCAGGGAGCCAGAGGGGCACCAGGAGACAAUGGUCCAGAGGGGACAUCUGGACCUAAAGGUGAGCAUGGACAAAGAGGUGUGGCUGGACCUCCAGGAAAUAAUGGUGUUGGAUUAUCUGGUCCCAAGGGUGAUAAGGGGAACCAAGGAAGACGAGGUCAUCCUGGACCAAUGGGUACCGGUGAGCCAGGGAUGCCAGGUCCACCAGGAACUCCGGGGAUACAAGGACCUUUAGGGUUUCCAGGUGUGGGUGACCCAGGGCCUAAGGGUGACAGGGGAUAUGAGGGCCCCAAGGGAAGUCGUGGACCUCCAGGGCUUGGGUACAAAGGUGAUAAGGGAAAUGAAGGAGCCGCUGGGUUGCCAGGCCUUAUAGGGUUUCCAGGUGCAGGCAUCCAAGGAGAAAAGGGUGACCAAGGACCCGUUGGCCCUUCUGGUCCCAGAGGACCUCCAGGUCUUGGCACAGUUGGACCCAAGGGUGACCAGGGUUUCCCUGGAGACCCAGGCCCUCAAGGAGAGAGAGGCCUAGGUGAACCAGGAACAAAGGGUGAGGCAGGACCUGAUGGGGUUGCUGGUAUACCUGGUAUUCCUGGUGAAGAUGGACUUGUCGGGUCUAAGGGAGAGAGAGGAUUGCCUGGGCUGCAAGGCCUGGACGGGGCACUUGGGAGAGGCAUAUCUGGAGAAAAGGGCGACAGAGGUGAACGAGGUUUAAGGGGAUUUUUGGGAUCUUCAGGCCCAGUUGGACCUUCAGGAGCCAAGGGAGAACCUGGAAGCAAAGGACUGGUUGGCCUACCUGGACCUGAAGGACGUGGACUUCCUGGACCAAAGGGAAACCCUGGACCCAUAGGACCAUCGGGGGCCGUUGGGGAACCAGGAGUUGGAAUUACAGGGCCCAAGGGAAAAAAAGGAAAUAUAGGGUCUUUGGGGCCACUAGGUAUGAAGGGAGAAAAUUUACCAGGACCCCAGGGGGUGCCUGGCUUACCAGGAAUGCAAGGUGAUUUGGGAACUGAAGGAAAAGGACUCCUCGGAGCUAAGGGUGACAGAGGCUCACCAGGUGUUCCAGGACCAUCGGGUCCACCUGGAAUUGGACUUCAUGGACCAAAGGGCUCUGCAGGGCAGCCUGGUCCACCUGGUCUACAAGGCCCUCAAGGAGAGAGUCUACCUGGACCGAAGGGAGAGCCUGGGUUUCAGGGAGCAAUGGGGCCCCGAGGGAUACCAGGGGAAGGUCUUCCAGGGGAGAAGGGUGAUCAAGGAAGUCCUGGAGAGAGAGGAAGAAAAGGGGACAUGGGUGACCAUGGAACGCCUGGAACACCUGGACAGAUGGGGAGGCCUGGAGAAAAGGGGGAACCAGGACUGAUGAGAGAAGAGGUCAUCAGGGUUAUAAGGGAAAUAUGCGGAUGUGGUCUCAAAUGCACCGAGAGGCCACUGGAUCUAGUGUUUGUGGUUGACAGCUCAGAGAGUGUGGGGCCAGAAAACUUUGAGGUGGUGAAGGACUUUGUCAACGCAGUGACUGACAGAGUGAUGGUGGGCCAGGACACCAGUCGGAUCGGUGUGGUGCUCUUCAGCCACACGGACAAGGUAGUGGUCAGUCUGCAGCAACAGUCCAGUCGGGGUGAAAUAAAGGCCGCUGUCAGAAAGAUGCCUUACUUGGGCGAAGGAACCUUCACAGGCAGCGCCAUCCAUCGAGCCAAUCAGCUGUUCCAGGCUUCUCGCCCUGGUGUCAGGAAAGUGACUGUGGUUUUAACAGACGGGCAGGCUGACCCACGCGACGUGAUGCAGUUUGAGCAAACAGCCAUGCAGGCUCAUGCAAGAGGAACUGAAGUGUUUGUUAUAGGCGUAAUGAAUAAAAAUGAUCCUCUAUAUGAAGAUUUCCAGGCUGAAAUGAAGACUAUUGCUUCUGAUCCUGACGAAGACCAUGUUUACCUCAUAAAUGACUUCAGGACACUACACAGUCUAGAAAGACAAAUACUGAAGAGGAUAUGUGAUCAAGAUGACAUGAUGAACUUCUUGCCAAACUCAAACUUCCCGUCCUUGGAAACCCAUCCAGACACGGAGGUCCCAGAAGAGCUUGAACUCCCAGUGGAGACAGCAGCCGUCCAGCUUCCACUGUCGCCUGAGUCAGGAUGGUCUGAUGAUAUCCAGGUUUACGUUGAAUCGCUGGUGGAGCCAUGGAGCAAGCUAUUGAAUGUCACAUUUUCCUCUCCUGAUGGCGAGGCAAGGCAAGGGCUGACCUCUGUGGUCGACCCACUAGGUCCAGCUGAAUGGCUACAGCAGGUGAAGAUCAAAACCUCUCCCUUCAUCCCUCCUUCACCACCGCUGACAGAGUUCCCAGUAACAGGUGACGCGUGCAGUCACCCUUUGGACCCCGGUCCCUGUCGACAGUACAUCAUCAGGUGGUACUACGACCCUGAGGCCAAUGCCUGCGCCCAGUACUGGUAUGGAGGCUGCGAUGGAAGCGCAAACAACUUUAAGACUGAAGCCAUUUGCAUGAAUACUUGUAUCUACAGAUAACAGAUUGUUUUUAGAGAAGUGUGUGUGUGCGCAAAGCUGACAGGUUCAAGAAACACCACGAUGAACUAAAAGGACUCAAGAUCUUCACCCGAGCCUUGGCCUGUGUCUUCAGCAGCAUAAACUAGACUACUGGAGGUAAAGAAGAUGAUGGAAAGACGAUGUGGACCUUUUUGCUGGUUCUGGGACUACAUUCAUACUGCAUUUUCUCCUGCUACACAUGUAAAAGCUGGGUAAUCAUUUUGAGGGGGGAAAAAUGCCUCUGUAAAAAGUCAU
Molecule: messenger RNA, 3830 nt
Organism: Cololabis saira (Pacific saury)
Lineage: Eukaryota; Metazoa; Chordata; Actinopteri; Beloniformes; Belonidae
Gene: col28a1a
Product: collagen, type XXVIII, alpha 1a
Exons: 34
Coding region: 75-3557 (1160 amino acids)
Molecular function (GO): serine-type endopeptidase inhibitor activity
Source: RefSeq, a predicted model, not a curated record